AUGACUGUUAUAGCAGGAGAUCAGCAUCAACAAAACAAAUGGACCCCUCAUCAGGUGUUGGAGCAGCAGCAGCAGCAGCAGUCCACUCCAAUCCCGGUUAUGACCGGCGCUUUCAUGGACUCCUCUCCUAAUGAUGAUUACAGUGGCGAACACUCUCUCUUCAACUCCUCGGCCAGCGUCCACGCCGCUGCCUUGGCCGGCUCCGUACAAGGUCAGCAGGAUGAGUCGCAGUCCAUGUCCAGUGACGCCAUCUGGCUCUGGAUCGCCAUUAUCGCCACUAUUGGAAACAUAGUGGUGGUGGGCGUUGUCUACGCCUUCACUUUCUGA
Limanda limanda (common dab) is the source of this 327-nucleotide messenger RNA. RefSeq lists its product as uncharacterized. NCBI's taxonomy places the organism in Eukaryota, Metazoa, Chordata, Actinopteri, Pleuronectiformes, Pleuronectidae. The record is from RefSeq and is a predicted model, not a curated record. Bases 1 to 327 code for a protein of 108 amino acids. The transcript has 2 exons.